CGACGUUAUUUUUCCCUUUUAUCCAGAUUACCUUACUCACAACGCGAGAUCAUUCCUCUUGACAAGUGGGAAAUUCUGCCUGAGCAAAUAGAAUACGACGAAGAGCUGGGGAGAGGAGCGUUUGGCGUGGUUUACAAAGCAACAUUUAGGAUGAGAGUUGGGUUGGAGGUGUUUGACACUGACAUUUCAAAACGGCCUUUGUUAUCCACAGAAAAGGCACCUCAGGUGGUUGCUGUCAAAGUCUUACAUGGUAAGAAUUUGUAAUAAAAGACAGACAAAGCCAUGGAGUCUUAAAUUUUGUGAUUGCCUUUAGUCCUCUUCACAUAACAAGAAAAGCUGAGGGAUUUAAGUAAACUAAUAAUAUACACGAAAAAAUUACUCAAUUCUGAUUGGCUGAGAAAGGAGUGCAGCUCUUAUGUAACACGAGUGCAAAAUGUGUAACAUGAGUGCAAACUUGUAACACGAGUGUAAAUUACAAAUGCUUUCUGAUUGGCUGAAAACACAAAAGAAACCAACAAGAACCAAUCAGAUUAGAGCUGUUUUAACAACAAAAAUUCAAGAAAAUGGCCAUGGUUUUCAGCAGACGACGACCGGAUUUAAUUUUGUAGGCAAAACAACAAUAGAAAAGUUAACAAAAUAGUCCAAAAACCCGAACACAGUAAAAAGUACGUCUUUCUGGCUAAAUGUAUUGAAAAUGCGUUGCUAAGAGAAAAAUACUGUCAACAAAAUCGGGGAAAAUGAGCCAGAGAAACUAAAAAACAAGCUACUUAUAACAAACUACGCUAAAGUAAAAAAAUAAAGAACAGAAACGGUUACAACCACACGAAAACCAUGACAGCUACACUCUUCAGGCAUUUAAAUGAUCAAGGAUACAAUUCCAUGAUAACAACAGGGAUUUCAAGUCAUGUACGUUAUUUGUUGCUCUCUUUGAGUCUUUUGUGGAGCGAAGACCUCUAUUAAAACAUCCAUGCGAUGGUCUGUUUUUUUUUCUACCUCAGUGGCAAACGAAACCGAAAAUUUAAACAUUUGGUCCAAACUAAACACAUGGGCGAAAAUACCACAACUCACAUAAUGAAAGUAUCCGCAGCUGGUACUAGCCUUAAAGAAAGUGAGAAAAAAGUUUACGAAUCAUUGUGCAAGAAAAACAACAGUCAGUAAGCUGAAGAAAGCAAAGAUUGUAAGUUCAGAACAUAUCGUCAGUGUCACAGGCCACAGAGGUAUAAAUUUCCUUAACGACUACGAUGAAGCCGACGAAGAAGAGCUACGAUGACUCUUGCACUAGGCCAGAUAAGAUAAUGAAAACUCCAGCGCUGAGAAAAAGCAAAUAUUAUAUUAAUACUGGCAGUUUCCGACAUCCCAGCAACUGUGGCUCCACUCACCCAUCGAUGGCAGCGUCGAAGGAAAACAAAUUGCCUCCUGCAUUCUCGGGUUUUAAAUCUCAAAAAUUUGUCCAUGAAUCCAGCUAUGAUGGGGUCUCAGGAACAGACAAUGAUAAACAGUCGUUAAAAAACCUUAACAAGUGUCUUUCAUCAUUGGCUGCUCGAAGCGUUCUCAUGAUUUCAAAACGGCAGUAUACUUCUUGAAAACGCUUCUUGUAAACGCCGAGCUCUCAUAAAGGAUGAAUUUAAAAACACUUAGCGUGUGUUCCUUUCGGUGAAUCCAAAAACGGAUUUUAGAUCUAAGAACGGAUUUGGCGUUCCUUUCGGCAAAUCCAAAUCCGGAUUUUUGAUCUGGUGAAUCCUUUUUGAAAAAGGAUUCAUUGGAUUUGAAAUCCGAAGAAUCCAAAUCCAGAUUAACGGAUUAGUGAUCUACGCUGUUCCAUUCACAGUGGAUCCGAAAUUAGUCAGAUGAUCCAGCGGUAUUUCCAGUUGAAGUAUUCCCAUAGAGGCCGUAGAGUUUCCUCGUUGCUGUCAUUUGCCCCAAAACAUCUGAAAACACUAGAAGAUUGUUCCUGGUACAUUAAAAUAUCCAUAUACUAACCAUUUGUCUCUAAAGAUUGCUUGAAAUCAGAAAUAAGUAAAAGUAACAAAUGGACUGCUAUCUAACUACAAACUCGCUUGUAGAUGCGACAGGCACUCGAUCGUGUUACAUAAAAAAAUCCGAGCUAUGGAACUGGAUCAAACUGGCCGACAUUCUUUAGAUAAUUUUCAAUUUUAAUGCGCUUCUUUCUUUGUCUGUUUUAUAUCUUCCAUCGUCGCUAUUCGAACUGCCGACCACUAAAUUCUGCACGGUAUAAUCGCAUAAUUUGUCAAAGAGUAGAAAACACGUCAUUUUUUGAGAGGCUGUCGUGCAUAUUGCACGCGUUGGCGAAAGAUUACUAAGGUUACAAAUCCAAUUUCGGAUUUCACGUUCCUUUCGACCGCGAAAUCUGGCAAAUCUAGGAUCAAAAAUCCAUUUUUGGAUUCGCCGAAAGGAACACACCCUUACUUUUGCUGAUUGUUACAAACCAAGUUAUCUUUAACAGGCUGGUGACGAUAUAAAAAAAUCCUUGCACAUUUCCAAGUUCUUAGCUGAAUGAUUUUGAAAGCGUUGGUCUUGAAAAAGUUUGAAUUUGACAAAGGUAGUAGUCUGUUUCAACCAAUCAGUUGAAUGAACUAAAACGCGCGCGCUGUCAAAAUUUGUUGUUGUAGUUAUGUUUUUCGUGUAUAUUAUUAAUAAGUAAUCACAUGAUUUUUCUCGUGCCAUUUGGAAUAAAUAAGCACUUGUAAAUUUUUCAAAGACCACAAAGUGCACUCGCCCUACGGGCUCGUGCACUUUUGUUGGUCUUUGAAAAAUUUACUUGUGCUUAUUUAUUCCAAAUUGCCCUCGAAAUCAUGUGAUUACCUAUACUAAUUGCACCACAUAAAGGCACUGAACUUUUUAGAUGGAAAUUGCCCGAGAAUUGACACUGUAUUAUAUUGUAUCAAGAGAGAGCUUUAUCCUCUCUUGAUUGUAUAGAUCAACGGUAACGUUGUUAAAAUAUCCGAAAAUGAUUGGAAAGCCAGGGGUUAUUUUGGCUUCAUAAUACAUGUAGUGCACGUCGCAAGAAUUUUUAAAACUGUAUCAAGGUAACAAUUUUUAUGUUUGAAAUUUUCGAGGUCAAGAACACAAUUAUCACUAGAGUAGGUUUAAGCUAGUUAGCUCUUAACACAUGCAAAGUUUUAUAAAUUACUACACACAAACUAGAAAUUGGCCAAUGGAUACAACUAAAGCACAACACUGAAAUAUGUUUGGUUUUAAAUAAUACAAGUUCUAAUCAAUAGAUUCCCCCCCACCCUCCUUCUUUGGUAAUUCAAGUUCCUCGGUUUACACAGCAAGUCUUUUGAGGCAAGGACAAUGAGGAUGAAGGGAGAUAAAACUAUGAAAUUGAGCUACGACUUCAACGUGAUGGUUGCUAGACCCAAACCCAGGGAGUGCUUUCUUAGAGCUACAGGGGGUGUGAGCGGGACCAAUGGGUAAAGAUUUCCACGAUUCCAGUCAAAGAAAAAAUAACCUGAAAUAGGAUAAGGUUUUGUUCUCCAUGGUACAAAGUCUGUUUUCAUUUUAUUUUAUUCUACUAUUCAUUUUUUAUUUACUCAUCUUUUUCAUUCAUCAUUUAAGAACAGCGGCAGGUCUGAAAUAGGGUAAGGGAAAUCACGUGGUCACAUCUCACCCAUACCAACGCCCAAAUUUUCCAGGGGUCAGGUACCUCUCGGGGCUGCUGAGAGAAUGCAGUGGUAAACUAAAUAGUAUAAUACGAAAUGCCUGAAUAUUUCUCGACAUUCUGUUACACGGUGGAAUAGAUCUGUACUUUGUGCCUCAAAGCAAGCGUGGGGUGCGAUAAAAAUCGGACGAAGUAUAUAACUUCGCAAAUGAAAAAUCUAGCACUUAAUAAUGCUAUCACUGCAAGAUAAAAAAGACAAUGUCGUAUAUUCAAUUGCCUUUAGAUGAUCCAUCUAAAACACAGAAAGAAGAGUUCAUGUUUGAGAUUGAGCAGAUGAAACUGUUGGGUUCACAUAAGAACGUUGUAUCCAUGGUUGGAUGCUGCACGAUACAGGAGAAAAUGUUCCUGGUCAUAGAAUACGUUCCUUGUGGUGACCUACUGACGUGGUUACGCCGCAGAAGAAAAAGGGUAAGGCGAUGAACGAAAUUCAACAUUUAUUUUAAAACUGAAUUAUUAUGAAACAAGUACAGGGAGACAAAAUUCCGAAUCUGUUUUUGUACUACUGGAAAUUGUUUUACGACUUAUCAUUAGUACUUGAUGGAUUAAUCUAGAUCAUCGAAAUUCAAGCCUCCGAGAGAUCAUAUGCUGACAAAGAGGCUCUGAGAGAUCAUGGAGUGACCAGUGAUCAAGUAAGCUUGUUCUUAAAUUGUAUCUAACUUUCCAUACUAGCUCUGUUGUAAAACGUUUUGCUAUUCUUCAUUCUGCUUUUUGAUUUUUUGACCUUUCUAGCCUACUCAUCUGAUUAUUGCUCCAUGGUUUGCACGUGAUGUAAUCGAAAUUCAAAAUAAAGAAUUAUUUAGCCUAAUUUGAGUUUUAAUUUACUGAGCUAUUAGAGCAGCUGAAGACGUAUAAUUUUUGCAGUGUUUCCGGUCGAAAUGGUUCUUCGUUUUGUGAUAGAACAAGUUUGAAUUUCUUAACUAUUUCAUAAGGCGUCGUUAAUGGCCGCUGUCCUGAAAGCUUUUGCCUAGGUUAAAAGAAGACAAAGACUGACUUAUUAUUUGGAGACUUUGCUGUAGCGAACAUUGAAUUUUUUCCUUGUAUUUGAGUAAGUAUUAAUUUUACUUAUACGGGCUCUUUAGAGAUGUCUACUCGCUUCGUGGCAAACUCAAUGACAGAUGUUUCCAGGAUGUUUCUGUUAUUUUCCGGCCGCUAUAUUAGUGUUCCUCAUGCAGAGGGACGCCAACAUGAUGUCGCCAUACAAUUGCAGAGUUCUAUACACGAUAUGUAACACAGUUAAUCAGAAUAUCUGUCACGCAAAUAGCCUCUUAGACAUGAACCUUGGCAAGAAUGUUUGCAGAUUCAUCUCCUUUCAUCUCUUAUGAAUUGAAUGGUUUUGGCUCUAUUUUUUGACGGCGUGUAUGUGAAAGAUUCAUUUUCCUGCUUCCCUUCACACAGGUUAGCAAAGUGGCCAAGGAACAGAUUAAGCAAGCGGAGAAAACACAAUUGCAAGUGAGCGUGGAAAAGACCCUAUUAUUACAGGAUAACAGUGAGGACACAGCGUCGACUUCUUAUUAUCUCGGCAGCGAAGUGAGAUACUAAUCAGCCAGUUAAGGGCUAAAAUAUUUUAAUUCUAGUUUAUUUGCGCUUAAUAUGUAAGAAUUGUCUCUAAUAAUUUCAUUUUUCGGGAACAGAGCAUCACCACUUUUUGAAAGAAGUCAACCACAAAGACGUUUUGACAGAUGAGAGAGACGGUUGGGGAUCAAGUAGGCUUAUCACAAACAAAAAUUUGAGCUAUCGUCAAUGCGUCUUUUAGUUUAUUUGUUGAAUUUAAUUAAGCUAUAGGUAGGGGAUUUUUUUAUCUUUAGUCUCCAAUACAUCAAAAGUCCAAAUUCUCGUUAUAUAGAGUAACGGAGAAUGCAAAUUUGAAGCAUGCUUAAACGCGGAGUACAAGAUUCCACGACAUUUUGCUACCUUAAUGGUUGCCUUAAAAACUGACAAUAAAUAAACAAUUAACAAUUAUAUUGAUUAAAAAGACGGAUGAAUCAAAUACUUAAAAAUGUACUUAAAUUUUUUUUCGUAAAAAUGUCUUGAACUACCUUGAAACUCCAGCAUUGCGUGACAGAGAGAAGGGCCAGAAGUGCAUUAAAAUCUUUUUAAAAUUUAAUUCAAUUUUUCCACGCAGGAAAGCAAACAAUCGCAUGAAAUAGGAGAACUGACUCUGUUAUCAGAAGAAAGUAACGAUGAGGUCCGACAGGAGCUGGCGUCGACUUUUCAAGGCCAUUUUGUAAGAAGGAAAUGCUUGAAUAUUUCAUUUCAUUUUUGUUAAAUAUAAUUAUACUGAGAGUGGACAAGGCAUGCAGACAAUGAGGAAAUUUGCUGAGAAUAAGUAACAAUUUUCCGCGAAAGAAAAAGUCAACAUCUUUAUUGACCGUGCUCCGAAAUAAGCCAACGAGAAAAACUCUAGAAAUCACAUGCUGAUCUAGAGCCAUUGAUUACGUCCACAAGAGAUAAACUAACAUCAAAUUAAAGCCAGGACUCGAGCCAGGACUCCUAACCCUAACUUUAACACUAACCUUAACACUAACAGCGAGCUCACUUUCCAUGAUUGCCACGAACUUUGCUGGGCUUCCCAGGCAACUGUUGUAUUCCCAGUUACGCGAUGGAAAGAGAAAUCAAGGACGGCCUAGGCUAAGAUUCAACGACAUCGUGAAAAGAAACCUGAGGCGGAAGAACAUUUUAGUAGAUUCUUGGAGGCAGCGAGCAAAGGACAGAACGACCUGGAGGAACCUGAUUCAAGCUUGAACUCUUCAUGAAACAGACAUUGUCGCUUAGACAGACUGCUUAACUAACUAACAAUGGUCAUGUGACUUGCAGGAGGUGAAAAUGGCGGGAAAGCGAAAAAUUGUCGAGUCCUGCGUCGAGUCCUGGCUCGGUAAAUAGGCAUCCUCCUUCCACAAUACCGUCUGACAAAGAAUUUUCAAUAUAUGUUUACAGUGCGACUACUGUAACCCGAGCCACUUAGACAAAGUUGACCAAUCGGAUUACAGGAAAAUAACAAUACAUUCCAAGAAAGUUGGUUGUGGGCCAAUCAACACGUCGUAAGGAAACAAUAAAUUACUCGAAGCACUAAAUUUAAAUACUCAUAGCAAACGUUUAUGAAAGCAAAAUGUUUCACCAGACCAGCAAAGUUUUUCUAUCCGAAACUUUUCAUUUAACACCCAGGAGACGAAUUUGUUUGACUUAAGUUGUUAUUUUGUCAUCUACCAGCAAUUUCUUCGCUAAACUUUGCGGCCGCGCUUUGCAAUAAAAUACAAUACAUCUAACGUUUACAUUUUUCGCCCCCCUCAACACUGUAACGGACCUCCCAGUUAGGGUUCAAAAGGUCACAUCUCUAGGUUGUAACUGGUUGAUUUCGAUCCAUGCUGUUGAUUUCGUUUCGUGGUAAUUAUGAUUGACAACUAACUUCCUCGGAAUGUAUUGUUAUUUUCCUGCCAUUCAAUCUGUCAACUUUGACUAGGUAACCCCUGUUAUAGUAGUAGUCGCCCUGUGAAAUGUUAAUCUUACUAAUGAGAUGAAAGGUUUCACAAGAACAAUCUCUCCGGGUCACUCCUAUACCAGAACACAAUCAAUCGAAGCACUCAAGCGUGCAUUCGAUAAAUCUUGGCAGGUCUGGCAAAUGAAUCCACAGGUAUACUUUGUGAUCUAAUUUAAAUUAAAUAUUACUUUUCACCGAUUUUCAAAAACUGGUGAGCAUUUUCCGCAAGGUGGCACAGUCCCAUUUUGGUGAGAGCAUGGGUACUAACUUUUAGGCACGAGAAACAUGGCUGCCUUUAGGGGUGUUUCUCAGUGUUGCGAAGACUUUUGUUGGUUAGCUUUUGUUGGUUAGCUAGUGGGUAUUGCUUAGUGGCUUUUCAAUCUUUUGUAUUACGUCAUUUGGUGAUUGCACCUUGUAGAAGGCCUAAAUGUAAUAAACAAUAACAAUUUGCCCUAAAUGUAAUCCUUAUGCACUGUGAAACUUAACGUUGAAAAUAAAUUGCGGCGCUUAUUCGUGUAAAUACGGUACUAAGCGGUAUUAAUAUGGUAUUAAGCACCGCUCUCAAAUAAGUGCCGCAUUUUUGGAGAAAAAGUUAAUAAGCGCCGCGGCGCUAAUUCGCUUAAAUUCGGUACAUUUCCUCAUGCACUGUGAAACUUAACGUUGAAAAAUAAAUUGCUUGUAAAACGACAAAGUAACAGUAUUUUUUAAGCAAUCUUCUUCUUAGGUUUGCAUAACUGUCAAGAAUUCUCCCAACCCCUCGGGUGUUUAUAUCAGGCAAUGCAAACACGGGAAAAAACGUUUUCUAUUGCUUUUAUAAAAUAACUUUCCCGAGAAAAAGAAAAACUCUUUGUUUAGGUUACUGAUUAAAAGAGAAACUCCUACCAGUCGCGAAGUCUUGUACACGAAGCUUAAUGUACGUGUAAUCAGUUCUUGUUUGGCAAUAAAGAUGCUUUCCAAAAAAGGGUUUUUCUUGCUUAAAAUGUCAGUUUAAGCGAAAAAAAAAUUGGCACAGCAUGUUUGUAAAGAUUUUCCAAGUUUCAUCCGACGAGUCGCGAGUCGAUUACAUUUUCUUAAACAACUGAAGAGAGCGAAUAUUCCCGCCAAAGAUCUGCUAAUCUUUUACUUGACCUGUAUCCGCCCAUUAACGGAAUACGCAUGCCCGGUGUUUCCCGCAUAUUUAUUCGCAGAGCUAGAACAGCUACAGAAGCGCGCAAUGCGAAUUACUUUUCCGUUUGUACCAUAUAGCGACGCAUUACAUCAAGCCAACCUGGAGACGCUCUCUCGACGCAGGCAGUCUAUCACAACUAAGCUUUUUGAUUCCAUCACUUUUAAUUCAGACCAUAACAAUUGUGAAUCCAAUUUAAGACGAAAGAGGAAUUUUAAUGUCCCUCUGGCUUAGACGAAGAGACUUAAGAACACAUUUAUAUAUAGCAACUGUAAUUAAAUUUUUAGCUACAUAUGUGUAAAUUUUUGUCAUAUUUUUUGUCAUAUUUUUAUUAGAUUUUAUUAUUGUAACGAUUAAUCUAAUUCAGCUUUUGGCUGCGAUUUUAAUCAGAAGACACGAUCUAUCUAUCUAUCUGGGAUGGGUAAAUAAAGUAAAUUUGUCGAGUUUUCAACUCAAAAACAUUUUAAGAUUCGUGCUUGUGUGAUUAUCGCUCGAAGAGCAAAACAUCUUGACUCCACACAUGUUUACAUAUUCUCAUUCAAACACAUCUCUCGGCCCGUCAGAGCGUGCGCGUACUAUCUUAGUUAUUUAUAAACGCUGUUAUCAGCUGAGCAGUAGUCUUUAGGGCCUGUUUACAUGGAGGUAGGGGACCCAGAUAGGUGAAAUAACAUGCGGCGGGUCACCCCACUUAUCAUGUAAACGUGAUCAAAUUUAAAUGAGAGAUUAUGUGGACAGGAGGGUUACCCACCAAAGCAGGUUACCUCACCUACCUGGGGUCCCCCACCUCCAUGUAAACAGGCCCAUAUAGACUUCUCGCUUUUUGUUCUUAAUAUUUUAGCUGAUUAGAUCUCUUUUCUAGAGGUCCAACGUUGACAAGCAACAGGAUCUUCGUCCACGCUUUUUGCAGUAAAUUUCUAUAACAAAAAAUAAUGAAGUAUGAAAAACCUUUUAAGGCUUAAAGUUUUUUAUUUUUAUUUUGUCCCUCACAAGCAAUUUAUUUGUAAACGUCAAGUUACACAGUGCAUAAGGAAAUUUUUUCUCCAAAAAUGCGGCGCUUAUUUGAGGGCGGCGCUUAAAACCAUUGUAAGCGCCGUGGCGCAUAUUAAAUCCCCCCCAAUGCCCGCUUAUUUGAGUAAUUACUGUAAUUUGUAACUUAAGGGUUUAUUACAUUUAGGACAAAAUGUUAUUACAUUUAGGGUCGUUUAUUACAUUUAGGCCUUCUACACAUAUCCUAUCCUCAACACCAAGAAAGUGCCAUUUUUAGUUCAGUACCUUUUGUUAUAUCCCUGACAAGGCAAACGCUUUCGUCGAAAAGAAGAGACCAUUAAUCUAUAUCUUUUAUAUCUUUUACCUACAGGAAAGAGAGGAAAGUAAACUAUCAAAGAAGGCACAAGUGACCAUAGAAAUGGCCUCAUUACGCCAGGCUGACGUCACACAGGACAUGGCGUCGGUCAAUCACAGUUUGUCUGAAGUAAGAAGGAAAUGCCUCAGCCUUAGGCGGCCUUAUCUCACGUCUUAAAGAAGGAUGUAAUGUAAUACCUUUCUUCUUUACGUGCUUUGGGUGACGCUAAACGUGACCUUUAUGUGAAAAUAUAUCGCGUUACAACAGGAGUACCCAACGAACAUUUUUCGCAAAAUUGAUUAUACGAUGUCGUAAACGCUAGCAAAGUGCUUUUACGUCAACCUAUGUUAAUAUUUAACUUUCCUGGGAAAAAAAUACCCGCUCUUCACUGCUAGCCAGCAAGACUUUCAGAAAAUAAAAAUCCCAGCUAGCAAUCAUGUUUGACGGUUUUUUGCCAGCCAGCAAGGUUAAAAAAACGAAAAUUACGCAAUCCCAGCCAGAGUGAAACGGAAUUCGGUGUUUGCCAGCCAGCGGUAGCAGAAGUAAGUUAUGAGCCAGCCAGCAAAGUUUCAUUUAACACAUUGCCAAGAAAAACAUGUAAGUCAGCAGGCAAGAUCUGUUUUACGUCAAAUUUACAUAAUAUAAACGAAAAGCGUGUUUAACCUGUUUCACCCUUUUAUCUAGUUGUCGUUUUUUUUUUUUUGAGAUAUAGGGAAAAGAUCAUCCCUAAGUAUUACAUAACAAUAACAUAACAACUAAAGACAUUCAGCGGUACUUACAGUUUUGCCAGGUAAACGAUAAAGAGGAAGAUCCCGAACUUUUUCCAUAACACAAUAAAACGUAAAAAAAGUGAUCACCGAAAAGCCUUAAGACCAAUGCAUAUUUUCCAACGAUAAUCGACUGAGGCGAAAAAAAGUUUAAGAAUAAACAACAUAACGAGUAAGCUCGAUCUACGUGUGGUCUCCUCUGCAAAAACACUUCAAAUUCAGUGUAGACACUGACAUGCUUACCGCCAGCAUUGUAUGCCGUGCCUACUGUUAUUCCGCAAAAAGUUUACAACAGAACUGAUAGAAAGUUUCAAGUAAACAGGCUUUCCGUCGGAAAAUUCUAACCGUUACGGCUGAAAACCACGGACCCAAAAAGUAAGGUAACUUUUGCGGUCUUUAACGCGAGUUUCAACGUGGGGAGGAUGGUUUCCUCUUUCUUCAUUUACGUAAACGCCUGACAGCAAACGAGGACCUUUCUGUUGCGGUAUAAAAAAACAAUGCUGUCCAUGUUUUCAAAUAUGCUAUGGCAACAGUUUACUUUUUAAAGCCAGACUGAUAACGUGUUCUUGUAGUAACUUUCUCCGCACAAGUACUUGAAGAGCUUGUCAUCCUGAGUUUGAUCUUACUCACUCAUUUUUUCUCUAGCCAAAAAGUCAUAAUGGUAUGUCGUCAGACAAUCACCACAAAAGUUUCGCAGCAAAAGCCAGUAGUCGUAGGUAGUCAGUCAGGCAAUCACCGUAAAAGUUUCACACCAGAACUGGUGCAAAGUUUCGCAGCAAAAGCCAAUAGUCGUAUGUAAGUCAAGAAUGUUUCGUUUUGCAGUCAGACAAUCACCUAUAAAGGCAUGUAACCUUAUGUCGUGCAUGCGAUGGUUGUGUGAUGUCUAUAAGUUAUAGAAUCGAAGCGCAGUUGAAACAAAUGUAAGUAACAUCACACCAAGGAAGGCAAGCUUUUUUUUGCUUUGGGUACAGAGACACGCACCAAAGUAAAAUACAUGCCACAAUACCUUUAUCAGUUUGCUUGAAGCACCGUCAUAGUAAAUUUGCGAACAACAACAGUACUUGAGUUUUAAUACAGCUACAGAAAAAUUCCUGUAGUUUUUGGCAAUAAGACAAUUUUAGGUGAAACCUUCUUCGGUACGUUUAAAAAUCGAGUUGAAGACGGCAAACGUGACGUAACUGCGUCCUACUGCGUAUCUCGCGCUUCGCGCUCGCGCCUCUUUUGCGCAGGCUACGGUUGAAUUGUAAGGGCGAUUAUUUUGUAGAAAGCAAUAACUUCAUGAUAACCAGAAGAAAAUAAAAACUCCGAAGAAAAAUAUCCUGUUCUUCACGACAAAUGGUUACAAAAAGAGCAACAUAGUUGUCUAUUAAUUUGUUUAUUCAAUAGUCCAGUUUAAACCCUGCUUGCAGCAAUUUUAGGAAAAUGUGUAAAAUACUGUUCACAUUUGUAAUUUUCUUUCAUUUUUUGGCAAAAAAAUUGUGAACUAUUUUUUAUUCUUUUUUUCUACAUUGGCCAAAGAGCCUCUCAAACGUAACCAUGGCCGGUAACGCCUGCUGUCAAAUUUGAGGUCCUACAGCUGGGAAACAUCACCAAAAAAGUGUAAUCUGAGUCACUGUGUUCGAAGAUAUGAAUAAAUUUACUAACAGAGCUGUUACAAUUUAUACGAUAAAAAGCUUUAAGAGCAAGAAAUGCCUCAGCGUCAAAACAGAUACUAGUAUGAAAGUCAAAGAAUGAUAGCCGUUCGGGAUUUACUCCGCUGUACUACAAUUUACUAGACAGACGUUAGCAUUGAAAUGCAACGGCACACUUGCCUUUUUUAAAAACAACAGUUACUAUAACGAACGCGAAAUACGUCAAUAUACGGGUAGUACAAACGUAAAAUCUUCCUACCUUUUCCGAUCCUAACAGAUACCUGUGCAGUUGCUAAACGCCUUCCAAAUGACCAUAGAUCGAGGAGGCUUCCCGUCCCGGUGAGCACAUAACAAAAGAGAAAUUGGUUCCAACAGAAAUAUUCCAGAGCGCGCAAACCUGGACAACAUUGCAAACGAGCAUACCAAAUGAAAUCAGUUCUGAGUUCACUCCGCUAAGAGACCAGAGUGUAUUAUUUAUUGGACAGAGUUUUUGUAUUCAAUCGUCUCAAUAUUUGAUGGCAUUUAUGUGCAUUAGCGAAUGUUCUUAAUUCGAUACACAUGCAAGGCAACCUGACAAAGAAACACAACCAUUUUGCUUACCUUUUGGGGUUUGCGAAUUGUAAACGUUAGAUAAAGACAAAUUUCAUCUUUUGCGCACUAAAUUCCUGUUCUAUUAAGUCUUGUUCUCGGGCCAGUGGAAUUUCAUCGUUUUAUCACAUUUUCCCCAAGCUCACAAGUGAGAAUAAUACCAAUUUCAGCACUGAAGUACAUGUAUCAACUCGGAGGUAUGGAGUGCUCUUGCAUACGCACUCGCCUCGGCAGUAAAGGAUCUUUGAUACACGGCUUUGUCCGUUCAUCGGCUCGACGGUUAUGCCAUGCUUAUGAGACCCAACAAAGCGAGACAGCUGUUUAUGGCUGCCACUGCCCGGAUGAUAUGGUUGUGCGCAUGCCUAGGGUACUGUUCAUACUGCGGAGCCGGUACGUGUUCUUCAGUGCUGUAAUUGGCAUAUUGUUAAGGAGUGAGAAUCGGUUUUGCGUAACCUUUCAUAAAGGUUUGUAUGGCGGUUCGAGUGAUUGCAAUUUAGGAGCCACAAAUAGUAAUAAAGAUACACAGGGGCACCCAACGACUGUUUUCUGUAAAAUAUCUGUUCGGAGAAACAAAUAUUUCCCAGAAUUUUCUAUUGCUUGAGGACGGCUACAAAUUUCUAGAUGACUGUUCCAUUCAUGUACAAUUUUCGCAUUUCACUCCCCAAGUAAUGCUGCUUUUCGUAGAAAAAGGAAACCUAAAAUUUUCGGAUUAAAAAUGCGAUUGAGAGAGCAAUGAGAAAAAUUUACACUUUUGUAAAAGGAUAAAUUGCAUCUAAAAUUUUCGGGAAAGUAAUUCUGAAGCCCCUGUAAUUUCGAAAAGACCCAAAGUCCCCUUCGAUGACUCAACAAAUACAAAUUUUAUUGCGCCGCUUAGAAUGUAUUUCUAGAGUCCAAAAUCUACUCUGGAUUGUCUGAAAAGUGUUUUGAACGUAUUUGUAUAGGUAAUAGCAUGAUUUGUAGUGAUAUUUGGCAUAAAUACCACGAGUGAUAUUUCAAAAUUGUUAGACAUAAUUUCACGAGCCGUUAGGCGAGUGAAAUUUGAGACAAUUCUGAAAUAUCACGAGUGGUAUUUAUGCCAAAUAUCACGUACAAAUCAUGUUAUUAUUUGUUUAUACUACUACCCUUAGAAGGUUUGUAAUUUUCACAUGUAGGUAUUUCAAAUUAAGCUGAAAUACUACUGCUCUAAGCCAAUCAAAUUGCAGAAAUUUCUCAUGUAGUAGUAUAAAGGAGGAAAUCGUCGCUGGUCCCCCUGGAUACAGUAGAAUAGGCUAACCUUGACUCCAUGUUUUAAUGACUGCGUUGCAGACAAAGACUGCGACACAAAUUUUCAAUACAGGGUAACACUUUUUCUACUUGUAAAUGCCAUCGUCAUUUUCUUUAUCAUUUAGCAAAGUUUCGCCAUUGAGGAUGAAGUUAAGGCAGAUGAACAUUCUGCACACCAGGAGCAAGUAGACAUUGCAGUGUCUCCUCCACAAAACAGCAAAGAUGCCGUUCUUGAAGUGAUUCCAUCGACUUCCACUGAAGUAGAUGUAAGAUGAAAAUAAAAACACCACAAAAACUAUUCACUACUAAAGAAAAAUGCCACUAGGGCACCUCAUUAUGUUAGGUUUGAGGUUAGAAGAACACAACAACCUAGUAAACUUGGGUCCCCUGCGCCACUGAAGUUUUUCGUCGUUCGUGUACCCAUCCUGUGCUGUCUUGAAUUACAUCACAACCUCCUACGUUCAUUCUCUUGAGCUAUUUUCAGUUUCGGGAUUGUCACUUCCACUUUUUAAGCAAAAAUACAUGCUAAAAACUAAGAACACAUACAUUUAAAAACAUUCAAAAUGCUGAAAGAGUUGAAAAGCUUAAAUUUCCGUAUAAAAUUUUCAAUUUAAACGCAGAUAAACGUCGUCAUUGAUUACUUCCAACAGAUAAUACCAAACGUUGCCUCGUUUUUGGCUCGAACAAAUGUCAGUCUUUUUUUUAUCUUUCGGUCUGUUAGUUACUUAUUUACUAAUAACUUGAGAGUUCUGCUGUUUCAACCCAAAACAAUAUUUGACUGUAGGAUAAGCAAUUCAAAGUAACCGAGAAAGAACUGCUUCCCAGCACAUCAGCAUCACCAGGACAAAGACAAGCUUCUGCUAUGUCACUUUCAAACGAUAACCUACAAGAGUCAGACGACGAAGACAUAGAGGAGGGCUUUUCUACCAAACAACUGUUUUCCUUUGCUUGGCAAAUAGCUAAAGGAAUGGUAAUUUGAUCGUAUUUUAUAGAUAAUGUUGCUUUGAUUUUGAUUCUGAGUAUAACAAGGCACAGGAAAUUCAAAAGUCAAUAUUGUAUAAGCACGAAGUAGAUGGGAUAAUUAAAUUGAUUGUUUUUCUAGAUAUGAGGACAGUUUUUCUUUCAUUUAAAUGGGUUAGAUGAAAAAAUUUUCUAAGUCGAUCGGUCGACCCAGUUUCGUUACGCAUCUGGACGUAAAUAUCUGGAUCAGAUCAGUGCUUAAUUUGUCUCGUAUUUUUUAACUUCAACUAACCGCUUAGUGUUCGGGGUACUCCCGUUAACUCAUUAUGGUUUGAGAUAAUUUUAAUUGUGUUUUUCGUUUCCUAUUUGUUAUUAGAAUCAUCUCGCAGAAAACAAUCUUGUUCACAGAGACCUUGCUGCCCGUAAUGUUCUUGUUGGCCAUGACAACCAGAUUAAAGUGUCAGACUUUGGGUUGAUGAAACAAAUUUAUGAAGAUGUGUGCCACUCAGAGAAGUCUAUAAAACUUCCUGUAAAAUGGAUGGCCCCAGAAUCACUUUACCAAGGCGUUUACACGACCAAAAGUGACGUGUGAGUUAGCGAUUCCCUCUCCCUUGACAAGGAAAUCACGCCUGAUUGAAACGUUUCUACUACUGUAAUCACUUCUCUAGCCUGCGAAAACAUCCGUUUCUCCUCGCUCUUCGCCACUGAGGACGUCUCGCGAGGAGGAACGUCUGCGUUUCAGCGACAGAAAAUUCCAUACUGAUGACGUAAAAUCUGUCCGGAAUCCGGUGAGAAGCGCUGAAUGGUAGACGGAGUAGACAAAAGACAAAAGGCCACAAAGGUCAGAUGUAAACGCGAAGAAUCUCUGGCAAAACAGUCAACAAUUAUGGAAUAUAGUGUUCUCUCAAAGGAGCAUUUGAGUUUUCCUGCAGCUCGUUGACAGAUGAACACAACACUUUACCAGAAUCGACCAGAAGACAAGUAAAAUUGUACAAAUUCAUAUUUGGAACCCCAUGACUACCGGAUUUAUUAUGAAAACAUUGAUUUGCGUCAUCAGUAUGGAAUUUCUGCCCUGAGUCGCAGACGUUCCUCCGCGCGAAACGUCCCCAGCGGCGAAGAGCUAGUGAGAAACGGAUGUUUUUGCAGGCUAUCAAUACUCAAAAACGUAGUUGCCGUAAACUAGAGAGCUUCAGAUUUGAGGACGAGUACGACUACGAGUACGAGAUUUUCUCAGUACUAAGUAGUGGGCGCGCGUGAACCAGAGUCAUUUUGGCGGGAAAACGUGAUAGUCGUCUUCAUUCUACUACGAGUUUUAGAGAGAAUGUCGUGUUAGCGGACACAGGUGCAACACGGAGAUAAUUCAAUUAAUUCAUUCUUAGCCUAAACUCCCCUUUUUUGUUUAUAACAAUGCUGGGGUUAAAAGGCGUGCAAUCAAAAGCACAAUUUUUUUGCCCAAAUAUAGAGUCAGAAAAUUGAAAGAAUCCCUGUCUAAAAAUAGCUAAAAAGAGGAUUCUUCUAAUCCUUUACAAUUCUCCAGUUACAUGCAAAACUCAAAAUUACACGCUGAGCCUUUCAGAUCUGUUAUAUGAUAAUCACCAGACAAAAAAAAUUUACAUCUACAGGCAGUGGAGCCGACAAGUAAUAAUUUUCUUUGCUAAGACUUUCCGUAAAAAAAUCCUCUUGCUCGAUAACUAGUUUUCCGUGCAUUGUAAAACAUUGUAUAUAGAGGAUAUUACACGGUGGCGCGAAGAUAUGAAUUUUAUUUUCUCGUAGCAUAAACAAUAUUUUACUCACUCGCUGCGCUCGUUCGUAAAAUAUUGUUUUGCCACUCGAAAAUAAAAUUCAUAUCUUCAAGCCGCCGUGUAAUGUUCUUUUUAUAAUAUAGACAAAACGACAUCGAUAAAAGAAUAGAUUCAGUUAUUCGCCAAAAAGAAAUUAUGACGGCUCAAAUUUACAGUACAGCAAUAUAAGACAUUGGUUACAAUAAUCCCGAGAAAUAACACUGAGCUGAAUAGGGCUCUACAAUGACAAAAUAUAAGCAAAGCUUUGAAAAAUGUGUAAGUAAAUUCAAAAGACGUAAGACGUCUACAAAUUUCGAAGGGAAAUUACCGAAAUUACGUCAUCGAUAAACUCACGUGUGAGGUUAUGGAAAAUAAACCACUCGGGUCCUGGACUUAUGAACUUUAUGAGUGGUAUAUUUUCCAGCAAAACACUCGUGUCUAUAUAACAAAUGUUAUUCUGAACGGCUUUUGUACAUUUCUUUUAAUAUUAAGGUCGCAACUUCAGAAACCUACGAGGUGAAAACAAAUAUAUAUAUAAUAUAGUCUUGUAAUGUUGACGCAUACUCUUAUGGGCGCUCGCUAGCUUUCAUGAAAAGUACGUUAAGCGAGGUCCGUACUAAUAUGGAAUUACUGAUAGCCGAGACUUGUCGCGCGAAUGCUUAGGAAAACUUUGUAUUGCGAUGUAAACGGUGCGCUACAAAGACCAAUUACAGUUUCACUAGUUUUACGAAGUAAAAUUCGACCAAAAUCGGAAUAUUAUUCCCAGAAUGGCCAGGAUUGACUUCCCUCGGACAAGAAAACGUCGGCUACUCAUAAGAAGCAUCUUAGGUAAAUUUUGUUCGGUUCACCAAAAAAAAGACCCUGAAAUCCUCAUCAGUAAUUUCAACGCCUGGGCCAUUACAGAUUUGACUUUGGUAUAGGUAGGCGACUAUCUGUUAGUAGGUUAAAACCAAACCUGUGAAACUGAUUCUUGUGGCUUCUUCGUACUUAGUCCAAAAGUGUCUGUCAGGGAUGGAAUUUCAGCCAAUUAUCCGAAACGUAGUUCGCAUGGUCCUGAGCAAGAGCGGCGCCGUUUGAAUUUAAUUCAAACUGAUAUCAAAUCAUCACUUAGAAGUUAUUCUCUUUUCUGGUUAAUUAGUUGCUGGUAGAUGUUAACGAUCUACUUGAGAUUGUGGGUCUAUCAAUUCUAGCGCUCCCUUUUCCCUUCUGUUCCCGUUGCUUUGACAAAGGAGUGUAGUUUGGUUACCUGAGUUUGCUGCCCUUGUUUGUCUAAAACCUGAGGGAAAACCUUUUUCGAGGCGAAUGCUGGUAGAUUAUUCAUUGCCUUUCCGUUUUCUCGACACAAAAUUCUAAGAACACGACAAUUGAGGUCAUACCUGGUAUUAUUUAAUUCAAUCAAACGUGAUGCGCGAAAGGAUUGGCACUCGCAUUUUUUCGUUCGUCCAUCAAAUAAAAGAAAAAACGAUAAAGACGGCAAUAAACAAAUUAAAUGCGGUGAAUCUGUACAUUGUUAUAACCCCUUUGUGCUUUUUUUGAUAGUUGGUCUUUUGGUGUUGUUCUUUGGGAGAUGGCUACAUUGGGUAAGCGGAUCAUUUUACGGUUCAUACUUAUCAUUUUAAACUUAAAGUUAAUUAACAAAUGGACAAAAAUUUUCCAUGGUAUGUAACUCUUAUACUAUAAAAAUGAAAAUUAGAAACUCAAGUGGAGCCAUUUUUUUUUUCGGGAAAAUCGCGCGGUAAAUAAAUUGCGCCAUCUGUCACAUUGUCGACCAAGCAGCGCCGUUCGAAAAAUUGUUUUUACUGUUAUCGUAAAAUCUUGUCACACAUUAACGCAUCCAAGGAACCCUGUUCCCCUUUUUUGCCAUGGUGGGAUGUGACUUAACUUGUAUGAUUGUUAUUAAGGUUACUGCUACCAGGAAACUAGCUGGUUUCCUUUAGCGUAACGUUUCAUUUGCGGCAAGCUGGACUUUUUGUUUUGUCUGAUCUGAGCUCUGUUAAUUUUAAGUGAUGUAAGCACAGCUCCUAGAUGAAAACUAUAUGUGACAAUACAUUGUAUUUGCGAGCAUUGAAAGUUAUUGGAAAAAAAGAAGCCUUAUUAUUAAGCACCUGCUUUCUUUUUUGACACAUUUGAGUGCAUUGGCCAUCAGACCACCAUUCAAAUAACAUUUUUUGCAAAAUGGCAUUAUUGAAUAUGGGGAUUAUAGCAUCUUGAAUAGAAAGUUAUUCAAUGAUAUCUAACUAAUCAGUUGUCGAUAUGUAAUUAUUAUAUUUGUCUUUCUCGCAAUCGCCAGGAGGUGUACCAUAUCCCACGCUGACCAACUCAGAGCUGUAUCGACUGCUCAGUACAGGUUAUCGCAUGGAAAGGCCUGACAUGUGCUCCGAUGACGUGUACGUUUCUUGA
This is a messenger RNA of Porites lobata, 19054 nucleotides long. The record is from the annotation of a GenBank genome assembly. Lineage: Eukaryota; Metazoa; Cnidaria; Anthozoa; Scleractinia; Poritidae.